GCCGAAAUCUGGUUCAACUGUCCUGAAUAACAUUGAGCAGGUACUUCCUUUUAUUAUACUGAUUUUAUACUAAUUUCUAGACGCCGCGACAGGUUUCAUCAACGGGUCAGCUUAUGACGCGUUCCGCCCAUCUUACAUUCCAGAGGCGGUGGACGAUCUGCUUGACAAAGUCAGCAUAGCCAAUCAAGAUGGAGCCAAGAUAAUUGACCUUGCCGCUGGGACCGGAAAAUUUACUGAGCUUUUGUCGUUGAGGCCUGAACGGUAUGAAAUCAAGGCGGUCGAGCCGUUGGAGGCUAUGAGGGCGCCGCUGGCCGCAUAAAGGCUUCCACGUGUGCAGGCCAGCGAGGGAAACGCUGCUAAGAUGGAUGUUCUUUCCGGCUGGGCUUAUGCAGUUAUAAUUGCGCAAGUACGUAUAUUAGAAAGUUUAGUUGAAACACGAAUGUGGCUAAUAUAACCGCAGGCUUUCCACCGGUUUGUAUUGAUAGUGCUGGUACGUAGUGUACGGCCGGGCUAACUGUAUCUCAUAGGUUCACGAAUGAAGAAGCGUUGACUGAAAUACAUCGCGUGUUGAAACCUGAAGGGAAAAUUGGCAUGAUUUGGAACAUUGAGGAUUACAAUCAGCCACCAGACUGGACAACAAAGUACACGUGGGAAGAAAACGUCAACCAGCAGCUAAUCCGACUACCAACAACGGGGCCUGGGCGAUUCAAAGACAACCUCUGGUACGAAGUCUUUGAUCAGCCCGGCGCACAAGCCCUGUUUACAACGCCAUUUAGCACUGUUGGUUCAAGGAUUAAUAACACGUGUUAUCAAAAGGUGAGAGGUUGUGGUAAAAGUUCGUUGUUCUCUUCAAGUUCCAUGGUCGGAACUGCUCUAGUUAAAUAUACCGAAUACAUCCUGUAUUCACUUCCUUUUCCUGUGUCUUCCACUUCUUUCUCCUUCCUUGGUCACUUCCAGUGACUUAAUCAUUCCUUCACUUCUCUGGCAAAGUAACGCACGUCCAAUGUCACAAUAGUCACAACAGGCACAAACAGACUACCGUUUAGUUCAAAUUUUACACGUGAGGUCCUUUGGAGUAGGAUAAACACUAUGAGCCAAGUUUCCGUGUUGGAAGGUAGAGAAAGAGACGCAUUCAUCGAAACAUUCAACGAAAACUUGGAUAAUGGUGAGGGUGAGUGGAAUGACCACAACGAGGUUGCCGUUCACGGAUGGGUUUAUUAUACUUGGACAACAAGGCUUUGAACACCUCGCACGAGUUCAAAAACACUCUUUAUCACGUUGGAUUUUGGUUUUUAUAUAACUCAAAUUUUUAUUUAAAUUUACGGA
Molecule: messenger RNA, 1326 nt
Organism: [Torrubiella] hemipterigena
Lineage: Eukaryota; Fungi; Ascomycota; Sordariomycetes; Hypocreales; Clavicipitaceae
Source: the annotation of a GenBank genome assembly